Papaver somniferum (opium poppy) is the source of this 1290-nucleotide messenger RNA. RefSeq names its product abscisic acid receptor PYL4-like. The record is from RefSeq and is a predicted model, not a curated record. Gene Ontology annotation, biological process: abscisic acid-activated signaling pathway. Lineage: Eukaryota; Viridiplantae; Streptophyta; Magnoliopsida; Ranunculales; Papaveraceae. The transcript has a single exon. Gene Ontology annotation, cellular component: nucleus; cytoplasm. Gene Ontology annotation, molecular function: abscisic acid binding; protein phosphatase inhibitor activity; signaling receptor activity. The coding region runs from base 225 to 932 and encodes 235 amino acids.
UCUCCAUUAGAAAGAAGCCAACCAACACCCUCUUUCUCACCCACAAGAAGAUAAUUUAAAACCACCACUUCUCAAGAAACUUCAAAGCUGACAAACUCAUUGAAUCUUUCUUCUUGUUAGCAUCAUCAUCUUCUCAUACAAAUCCAUCUCAUUUCUCUCCGAAACACCAUAUAAAUCCACACACUUUUUCUCUUCAUCAUAUCAUCAAAUCAAAAGAAAAAAGAAUGCCAUCAACACCUCUCAAAUCAUCUCUACAACCUCACAGAAUCAACACAAUGAUCUGCAGCCAGAAACAGCAACAACAAUCUAGCCGGACUUCAUACCUCGACAGAGUGCAUGAUCAUUUAACAGCUGCAAGAGCUACACCAAUACCAGAAACCGUUGCAAGAUAUCAUGCACAUGAAGUUGGACCUAACCAGUGUUGCUCAGCGGUUAUCCAAGUCAUCGACGCUCCGGUAUCAACCGUUUGGUCUGUGGUACGUAGAUUCGAUAACCCACAAGCUUAUAAAAGUUUUAUCAAGAGUUGUAAUGUUAUUAGAGGAGAUGGUUGUCAAGUUGGUUGUGUUAGAGAAGUGCAAGUUGUUUCUGGUUUACCGGCGGCAACUAGUACCGAGAGACUUGAGAUACUCGACGAUGAAAGACAUAUCCUUAGUUUCAGUAUGGUUGGUGGUGAUCAUCGUUUAUCAAAUUAUCGAUCUGUUACAACACUUCAUCCUUCUUGGCCAUCAUCUUCAGGGACGGGUAACAGCAACGCUUCAACCGGAACCGUGGUUGUUGAGUCAUACGUCGUAGAUGUACCAAUCGGUAAUACUAAAGAUGAUACUUGUGUUUUUGUGGAUACAAUUGUGAGGUGCAACCUUCAAUCAUUGGGUCAGUUCACUGAGAACUUGGUGGGGAGAAAUCGUUCACCGGCUUCUGUUCAUCAUAAGUAAGGAAAAUCAAAUCACAUCAACAAAGUCCUUUUUUUUUUUUUUUGUUCUGUUCGUUUUUCGGGGCCGGGCCGGUAAUUUUCAGAUGUGGAUCAGAUUGAUCGGCACUAUAUCAGUUCCUCCACCCUUGUUCGGGAAGAUCAUCAGGUACCAGGAUCGAUUGAUCGAUGAUCCGUUCCGUUAUUAUGAUGUUUAUACCGGUAAAGAAAUGUAACGUUUGUGUGAAAUUGUUCGAACUAUAGAAAACCGUUACAAUUUCUUUUUGUUGGGUUGUUUUCCCUCAUUCUGUAGUAAGUUAUGACUUUAUUUAUUAUUACACCAUUGUAAAAACCAUUUAUGAAUCUAGUUUAACUUCUCAAUA